AGGACGCUGGAAGGAGCUUGUUUAGAUCUGCGCACCACAGAGAGGGAGCAACCCGCAGAGCCUUGACUGAUCUCCAGACCACAGACUUCCACUUCUGAUUACCAUCUGAAAGCAUUUCAAUAUUUCAACAAUGAAGCGCGGACUUCUUCACUUUUUAAUAACUUUCCCUCUCAUCAGUGGGUCACCUUUCCAGUACAGCAUGUUUCAGGGGAACGCGUAUUCUGGCACCGAAACACGACAAAGGAACAAAAACUGGUGUGCCUACGUUGUGCACAAGAACGUGAGCUGUGCCGUCGUGGGAGGCACGGAGAGUUUCAUGCAGCCGGAGGUUCUGCCGUGUCCACCGGAGCUGCCAAACUGCGCGCAACAAGUGAUAUAUCAAACACAUUUUAGGCCCAUGUACAAAAUUGCCUACAAGACUGUAACAGAGCUGGAGUGGAGGUGCUGCCCGGGGUACCAGGGCCACGACUGCAGGGAGGUGAAAGACAUGAAGCUACUCCAAGUGGAGCGUUUGCCUCAGGCUCCCUCCGCCUCUGGACAUUUUCCUGCUCCACAAGCUCCAGAUCAGCGAACACAUGGCCAGAGAAACCAUCCAUGGGGAGGGGCGGGGCAGUUUGGAGGUCAGACAGGUCACAGGCCAGUACAGGCUCACAGAACAUCCCAGAGUCCACAACACCUGGAGGAGGAGGUGCAGCGACUUUCCCAGAUGGUCCUCGACAUGCAGGCGAGAAUGACAGACAUGUCCUCCAACCUGAGACUGGACUUCCAGGAGGAUGCCAGUAAGAUGCUGAUUACGCUGGUAAAUAACCUCAAGCAGCCCGCCAGUGCACGGGGCGCCGAGACCGAAACCAUUCAGGUGCAGGACUUCUCGUUUGAUGAGGGGACGCUGGCGAUGGACGAGGUCAUGAACAAGAUUAACCAGGUCUCACAUGAUCUGGAGUCCAAGAGCAACACCCUGGAGGACCUGCUGGGUCGUGUCAGCCACCAUGAUGGACAAAUUCGUCUGCUAAUGGAAGCUGGCCAGACUCCGCUGUCCACACCUCAUCCUGCCCCCCCAGUCAGCAAUGCAGACCUGCGGGCCUAUCUGGACGAUAAGAUCCGCGCUCUGAGAGAGGAGUUGAUGGAGGGCAUUGAAAUCAAAAUGGCAGACUUGAAGAACUCCUGUGAUUAUAAAAUCAUGUCAGUUCAGGAGCAGUGUGAAGGACAGGAACACAACUACCUCAGCCUGGCCGAGCUCAUGGACUCAAAGGAAAGUGACCUCCGCAGUGAGAUCCAGGACCUUAAGACCAAACUGACUGAUCCAGGAAAGGAAGACAAGCGGGUAUCGGACUCUGUUGUGGCUCGCGUUGAGAACCUUGAAAUCCGUCUGAACUCAUCAGACGUGACUGUAAAGUGUUGCCACUCUGUCGAGGAAAAGCUGAGGACGGAACAGUCGGAUGGCAUUAAAGAUCUAAGGGACACUCUGGAGGACAAGCUGGCCUCCAUGGAGGACCGACUCACCACCCUGUUGAUAGACACAAGCACCAACUCUCCAUCGGGGGGUCAGCCAGAGAGACCAGAUGCUCUGCAGAGGGACGUUAGCUCUCUGAAGGGUUCUGUUCAAACUCUGGAGGACAGACUCAAUGGCUUGGACCAGUUGUGUUCAAAAGAGUGCAAAGCUAAUUUGACUGUUGUAGAAGACCUUCAGCAGGACUACCAGAACUGUAAAACUGCUGUAGAUGCUAUGGAGACUCAUCUAAAAUCCCAGAUACAUGGCAGUGGAGCUGAGAACGUACACGACGAGUUAAGCUACAUUAAAGGUCGUGUGGACAGACUGGAGAGCUCGCUGUCAGAUGUAGUCCAGCAGACACUAAACUCCACCUGGGGACCGGUUAAAACGGGGACUGAGCAGGAGGCCAAGGAGCUUUUGGAGCUCCACAGAACACAGCAUCGGGAGCUGAGGCAGCGGCUGGACGAGCUGGGCAGGGAGGUGAAAGCUGAGGCCGAUCGCUGCAGGGAAAAAACGCAAGAUGUGGAGGGGGAGGUCGCCCACAUGGACAGCCGCAUCGUUAAUGUGGAGGCUUUAUGCAACAAGCUGGAUCCUAUCUCUGGUAGCCUCCAGAGGAUCAAAGAGGGGCUGAAUAAACACGUCACUGGGUUGUGGACUUGCGUGAACCAGCUGAACGGCACGGUUAGAGCUCAUGCUCGAGACAUCGGAGGACUGAGGGGAACCUGUCAAGCCCUGCAGAACCACAUCUCAGACGUAGCCAGAGACCUUCAGCUGCUGACCAAGAGCUCUCCUGGGAAACAAGGUGUUCAGGUCGGACUGGAGGACGCGGGACUUCCUCAGGGCUCGACUGAAGGCCUCGCCGUGCCGAUGGGCCCCGUGGACGCCUCCCUCCCUCAGCCACCUGUGAUGGAGACCGGAGAGGCGGGCCCCCCCGGCAAGAUGGCUCAGUCCAAGCUGCCCAAAGGAACCGACGGCAGCAUGGUGCCUGUUCUGGGUUUUGCCGGAGCUCCAGCUUCCCCACUCAAAUCCACCGACUCCCUGAAGACCAGCACGCCUCUGAUCUCAGUAGUGAACAUGCCCCUCAGACCUCCACCACAGGAUUCAGGUGACAAGGUGUCGUUCUCAGCCGGUCUGACUCUCCCACCGUUCCAAGGAGACGUUGGAAUCAUUCGAUUCGACAAAGUGCUGAUCAAUGAUGGAGGACAUUAUGACCCUCACACAGGUGUCUUCACAGCUCCUACAGACGGCCGCUACCUGGUGACAGCUGUGCUCGCAGCCCAGCGAGGCGAGAAGGUCGAGGCCGUCCUGUCAGUGUCCAAUCACAGCAUCCAGAGGCUGGACUCUGCAGGUUUCCUGUCCGGAGCCGCCGCACCGCUUCCACAUGAACAGUGCGGCUGCAGCAGCUCGACCUCACUGAGCCUCGUUCUGUCUCUGAGCCGAGGAGACCGAGCCGGACUGGUCGUGACCGCAGGAAAGCUCGCCGUCUCGGCCUCAUCUGAGAUCCUGUCGUCUUUCAGCGUCGUGCUUCUUUACCCCAGCCCUUCGAAACGGUAGCUGCUCCACUCCCACACACAAAACCAACACGUUAAAUAAGCCACAGGUGGAGCUCGGUUCACGGUACUGGGGAUACACGGAGGAAGGGACGAUGUGUUCACCAGAAGGAAAAGAAAGAACGUCUCCUCUCAUGGGUACUAAUAUAUAGGUUCAAUGCAAUUAUUUUAUAUUGUUUUGUUUUUGACUUCGCUCUUACAGAUAUUUGCUUAAAAAUGUCUAAGUUUCCCCUUUAAUAUUUAAAAGCCAGGCACCAACAUCACUUUGUAGAUACAACUUGUUGGUAAAAACUUGUAAUUCACCGACACAAACACACAUCAGUGACUCCAAAUGGCAUUACAUAGAAAUAUAUUCAUAGCUGGAGACUUAUUGUACCUGCAAACCUGAAAACAUGUCUUCACCUCAAGUUUUUAAAACCAUGUUGGUGCUAAAUGUACAAAAAAAAAGCUUCAAUCUUUUAAAUACAGUGGUUUUAUUAAAGCAUCAUCCAACAUAAGACAUCAGUUCAUCAGUACAAUACUGUACAAACAUUAAAUAUUCUAUGCUUAGAGUUUAUGUACAGCAAAAUCGACAGUUUUGGCGCUCUGUAAAAAUGAUUCACGUUUUUAAAUCUCACCUCUCAAACAGUCCCAACAUAUUUAUGAAAACCUCCAGACAUCCAUUGUGCUUUACAUCUUAAUGUAAACCGGUUUACGAGGAAAUCACAACAAUCUACAGAAACAGACCUGAAGCAGCAGCAAAAUGGGUCCUUAUUGAAAAGUGAACUUCAAAAACAAAACUAUGAAAAUACUGUGUGGUUUCUUCACACAAAGUCGAUCACUUUCAUAGAAAGAAUGCAGUAAAUUUGACUGUUACUGAGCGUGAAAGUAAUACAGACAGACAGACGUUCACAUCCUGCAGUUUUCACAACAGCAACAUCUGGCAAAGAGUCAGGAUUCAUCAAAAAUAGUUGGACACUCUAAUU
Messenger RNA from Stegastes partitus (bicolor damselfish), 4004 nucleotides. It is a transcript of the gene emilin2b, whose product is annotated as elastin microfibril interfacer 2b. The record is from RefSeq and is a predicted model, not a curated record. The coding region runs from base 131 to 3043 and encodes 970 amino acids. The transcript has 9 exons. Gene Ontology annotation, molecular function: protein binding. Lineage: Eukaryota; Metazoa; Chordata; Actinopteri; Pomacentridae.